UUAACAUGGCCCGAAUGAACCGCCCAGCUCCUGUGGAAAUCACUUACAAGAAUAUGAGAUUCCUUAUCACUCACAAUCCAACCAAUGCAACCUUAAACAAGUUCAUAGAGGAACUUAAGAAGUAUGGAGUUACUACAGUAGUAAGAGUAUGUGAAGCCACUUAUGAUACUGCUCCAGUAGAGAAAGAAGGCAUUCAGGUUUUGGACUGGCCCUUUGAUGAUGGAGCACCACCAUCUAUCCAGAUUGUUGAUGAUUGGCUGAACCUCCUAAAAGUUAAAUUUCGUGAAGAGCCUGGUUGUUGCAUUGCUGUACACUGUGUUGCUGGUCUUGGAAGAGCACCUGUAUUAGUUGCCCUUGCACUCAUUGAAUGUGGAAUGAAGUAUGAGGAUGCAGUGCAGUUCAUAAGACAGAAGCGACGUGGAGCCUUUAACAGCAAGCAACUUCUCUAUUUGGAGAAAUACCGUCCCAAAAUGCGCCUACGUUUUAAAGAUUCAAAUGGUCAUCGAAACAACUGUUGCAUUCAGUAAAAACCAAGCUGCCUAUGUUGUUGCUUAGGAAAGUAGAAAUCUAAAACUAGAAUUGGCAGGUUAUAUGAAAAACUACAUGUAUGUCUUAAACUAGGCUACUAAAUUUCUAUAAGAGUAGGCCACAGUGUUGGCAGAGCAACUUUGUUUAGAUGAUGAUCUUUUUUAGAAUAAGAACUGUACAUGGCCUUUUAAAAUGUCUUAUUAGUAAUUUGUAUCAUUAAACUAUCCUUAAUCAUGUAUUUCAGUUUUUCUUGUCAUUGAAGUCCCAGUAAUCAAAAUCUCCCAUGACAUGGAUAGAGAUUAGGUGCCAAAAGCCCAGCACAUUACUUCUGAAUACCACAGUAUAGUUCAUAGUAAUGACAGCUAUCUGGACCUUUGCCCUAUUCCUGUCUGUCUUCUAUUUUUGUGAAUAGGGCUUUGUACAAUAAUCUGCCUAUUCACAAUGUUUUGUCUCUCACAAUCACAAUAGAACAAGUAUCAGGAUUUGCACACGAUUUACUGACUUAAAUCACUUCUGGUGCCCUAAACCUUUGUUGAUUAACCCUCUUCAUCCACAUAUUUUCUCUGGUAACUCAUAGAAAAUAAUCCUUCAUUCUGUACAGAAGCACACAAGUCUUGUCUCCAGACAAAAAGCCUUACAGUUAAAUAAAUAUUGGCACUUAAUGUGCAACUUACAACAGAGGGCCUGUAAAAGGAUGGGAGGGGACUAAUAUUUCUAGUAAAAAUGUUGCCUUUUGUCUUGUGCAGGAAGUAUAGAAUAUGCCCUUUACUUUGGUAAAUAAUUUUUUAAUGUAGAAAUGCUUUAUUGUAGCUGAAAAUUCUUAAUCAUAAAUUUUUUGAAGAUAGUGUAAUUUCUUUUAUUGUACUUAUUGAAAGUUGUUUACCAACUAUUGCUUUGCUAGAAGUGACUUGGUUUUGUUUUUCCUUCAGUUUCUGCCAUGAAUCUGGCAGACACACUGUAAUAUUUCGUAUGCCUUUUGAGCUGCGUAACUUAAUAUUUGGAUACGUGAUAAUUUGUUAUGUAAUUGAUAAAAUGGUGGUGUGUAUUAAUGUUCAAGCAUAUAUUUAUACUGUCUUGGGAAUGUGUGGUUAUAGUACUGUGGGAGAAAUAAUUUGCCAGUGUUCACCAGCUUGUAAAAUCUAGUGUGAGAGCUCAAUCAUCUAAAUAAACUCAAAGCUGUA
Molecule: messenger RNA, 1709 nt
Organism: Rhineura floridana
Lineage: Eukaryota; Metazoa; Chordata; Lepidosauria; Squamata; Rhineuridae
Gene: PTP4A1
Product: protein tyrosine phosphatase 4A1
Exons: 5
Coding region: 6-527 (173 amino acids)
Biological process (GO): protein dephosphorylation
Cellular component (GO): nucleus
Molecular function (GO): protein tyrosine phosphatase activity
Source: RefSeq, a predicted model, not a curated record